Messenger RNA from Symbiodinium natans, 648 nucleotides. Lineage: Eukaryota; Dinophyceae; Suessiales; Symbiodiniaceae. The record is from the annotation of a GenBank genome assembly.
AUGGGAGCAAGCCUCCGGCAAGCCUGGGCUGAAGGCAUAAGUGGUCAGGCGCUCUUCGUCGUCUACCUCGACAACGAGGAGAAGUCAAUUGGCCUCGAGUUUGAGACGGAUUCGCUCGAGGUCAAGGCUGUUACUCCAGGUGGGCUUCUUGACAGGUACUGCCAGCAGGAGAACGAAUUCGUUUGCCCAGGUGACAGGAUUUACUCCGUGAACGAUUUCACGGACAAAACCGACAUCAUUCGCCAGUUGAAAGAGCAGCCUCAGCUUGAGAUUAUGUUCUCAAAGCUGAUCGUGGACGUGAAGAUCAUCAAGAGACCCGGGAAGAAGCUGGGUGCAGCAACAGACCCAAAGACCUUCACCAUCCUCAAGAUUGCCGAUGAGAGUCUCAUCGAUGACUGGAACAAGCAAAAUCCGAAGGAGAGAAUCUGCAUUGGGGACACAGUGAUUGCUGUCAACGGCGUUGUUGACAAAGACAAGGCUGUUCAGGAGAUCGGCUCCAAAGAGGAGCUCCUGCUGCGCGUUAUGCGAGGUCCACGACGGGAUGGCCAGGACCCGAUGGGCAGCAUGGGCAAGCUCCCGGCUCCGAAGGAUCCUGACGGCAAGAAAGGGAAGCCACCCCCUCCCGAGAAGCCCACAAUGAAGAUGUAG